Arxiozyma heterogenica is the source of this 348-nucleotide messenger RNA. RefSeq names its product Dmo2p (gene DMO2). The transcript has a single exon. The coding region runs from base 1 to 348 and encodes 115 amino acids. The record is from RefSeq and is a predicted model, not a curated record. Lineage: Eukaryota; Fungi; Ascomycota; Saccharomycetes; Saccharomycetales; Saccharomycetaceae.
AUGAGUGAUCGUAGCAAUAUUUUAAAGAUAUUCAAUCCUCCUAAACCUAAUGGAAUUGGUGAACAAAAUAAUAACAAUCAAGAUAAAAGUAAGGUAGAUGAAGAUUGUAUUGGUUGUAAUGCAUUCAGCUCCCUAUUUUCACUUGUUGGUGGCAGUUAUCUCUUAAGUGGAUAUCCAACAAGAAAAAGCAAUCCCCAAUGGACUGAGCAGCAGUAUAAUAAGAUUCAUCCAAAAUGGUGGAGAACUUCAUUAAGAUCUGUAGGUGGACUUGUAGUCUUUUUUGGUCUUUAUAGAGCUGUUGAAACCUAUCAAUUGUGGAGAAAAUUAGAAAACCCCAUUUCACAAUAA